UGUGUCUCUCUCCGUCGUGUUGGGUAACGUGUGUCUGAGCGGUGAAUGACAGACGACUCUACGAAGAUUCCUCCUCCAGGUGAGCUUCCUGCUGACUCGGCCUCAGGUGCGGACCGUCUGCAGGUCCUGCUGACUCGGCCUCAGGUGCGGACCGUCUGCAGGUCCUGCUGACUCGGCCUCAGGUGCGGACCGUCUGCAAGUUCCCGCCAUGCUGCUCCCCGUCCUGCUGCGUCCGUCCCUCUGCCGCCCUCGGGCCUCCGUGUUUCUGACCCGGUGUGUCCGGACGCUCCGCUGCGACGCCCCGAUGCUGCCGCCGCUCUCUCGGGCCGAGCACUUCCUGCUCCGGCGGCUCCCGGCGCACCUCCACGCGCAGAGCCGAGGCAUCAAGAGCCGAGGCAGGAAGUCCAAGAGCCAGGAGGAGGAGUGGAAGAGCCGGAACAAGACGGGGCUGACGUACAUCGCCGCCGCCGGCGUCGGCAUGAUCGGCCUGUCGUACGCCGCGGUGCCGCUCUACCGGCUCUACUGCCAGGCGUCGGGGCUCGGCGGCACGGCGGUGGCUGGACACGACGCGGAGCAGGUGGAGACGAUGACGCCGGUGAAGGAACGCGUCCUCAAGAUCUCCUUCAACGCAGACACGCAUGCCAGCAUGCAGUGGAACUUCAGACCGCAGCAGAGCGAGAUCUUCGUGGUUCCGGGUGAGACGGCGUUGGCGUUCUACAGAGCGAAGAACCCCACGAACACGCCAAUCAUAGGGAUCUCCACCUACAACGUGGUGCCCUUCGACGCGGGACAGUACUUCAACAAGAUCCAGUGUUUCUGCUUCGAGGAGCAGCGUCUGAACCCCCACGAGGAGGUGGACAUGCCCGUGUUCUUCUACAUCGACCCGGAGUUCGCCGAGGACCCCCGGAUGGCCCGCGUGGACACCAUCACGCUGUCCUACACCUUCUUCGAGGCCAAGGAGGGUCAGAAGCUCCCUCUGCCCGGGUACAGCUACAACUGAGGACCGCCGGACCGGGAGCCUGAUCCUGGUUCAAGUCUCAGUCCAAGUCGGAAAGAAAAUAAUCAUCCAAGACUUUCUUGUGCUUUUAAUCUGGAAAAGCCCUGAAAAAGACUUUUACACUGAAAAUCCAAACAGGAAAUAGAGUUCUCAGUGCUGCUGUGACAUGAGAGCAGUUAUAAGUAUCUUAGUAUUAUUCAUAUUAAUAUAAUAGAUAUUUGUAUAUUUAACGAGUGAUGUGUUUUGAAGCGAUCAACAUCAUUUAAACAUCAUAACUGGGAUGAUGUAAUGUCUGUGGAGAUGGAACAACAUUAAAACAUCUUCUGUGAUGUUUUAUUAAACGCGAUUUUAAAGUUUGAUGAGUUUUUCACUCGCAGACGUUUGUUUGAGGAACAGAAAGUGAACGACGUGGAGCCUGUUUGUGAGAGACUGUGUAUCAUAAUACAUGUAUUCAUUAUAUACAUCAGAUCAUUAUUACUAAUAAAGAAUCAAUAAAGACAGAAUCUGACCUGCUGAGCUUCAAUCAUCUGACUUUAAAACCAGUUUAACAACAAACCAGAAA
Anarrhichthys ocellatus (wolf-eel) is the source of this 1559-nucleotide messenger RNA. RefSeq names its product cytochrome c oxidase assembly homolog 11 (yeast) (gene cox11). The record is from RefSeq and is a predicted model, not a curated record. Gene Ontology annotation, molecular function: copper ion binding. The transcript has 4 exons. The coding region runs from base 209 to 1000 and encodes 263 amino acids. Gene Ontology annotation, cellular component: mitochondrial inner membrane. NCBI's taxonomy places the organism in Eukaryota, Metazoa, Chordata, Actinopteri, Perciformes, Anarhichadidae.